Molecule: messenger RNA, 502 nt
Organism: Exaiptasia diaphana
Lineage: Eukaryota; Metazoa; Cnidaria; Anthozoa; Actiniaria; Aiptasiidae
Product: methyltransferase-like protein 2
Molecular function (GO): tRNA (cytidine-N3)-methyltransferase activity
Source: RefSeq, a predicted model, not a curated record
GUCGAUGUCUUCUUGAUAAUUUUUACGUGAGAGGUGAUGGAACUAGAGUWUACUUUUUUGAACAAGAUGAGCUCGCAACGAUGUUUGAAUCGGCAGGUCUGAUCAAAGAACAGAACCACGUGGACCGCCGCUUACAAGUGAAUCGCGGGCGUCAGCUUCGUAUGUAUCGUAUAUGGAUUCAGUGCAAGUACCGAAAACCAAGGUAACCAAGGUAACCGGACAGUGUAUGGUCAAUCAGAGACCCUGGAAUGCCAUGAGACUUUACGAGCAGUUUACUGGGGCAAAGCCAUUACAAGGAGUGACCACCCUGGACGAYGUWCUAACAAAAUACAGCGGCUGUUCAUUAUAUUGUUUUAUUAAUCCCUUAACUUCGAAUUUUACAUCUUGAAUUGAWAGAGAUGCAAUAUUUAUUAUGGGYUUUAAGGUAGAGGAGUGUUAAAAGAGUGCAUCACCUCACCUUAUGUCACCUAACUGUGUUGCAYUGAAAUUGUGAUAUGUUCUU